GUGUGUGUGUUAGCAGGGAGCGGCCCGGUGCGUUCCGCUCCCAGUUGAAGUCCAGCGUCUGUCUGUCUGCCCCGCCGCUGCGCUGCGCUCCGGUCCUCCAGUCCUCAGCUCCUCGGCUUCUCUCGGUUCCUCCCGGUUCUGCCCAGUUCUUCUCGGUUCCUCGUCUCCCCGCACCAAACAACGUCAAGAUGCCGUUUGGAAUCGGGAGUUUUAUUUCGGUCCUUAUUAAGGCCGCAAGCAACGUGGAUCCGGCCAUGUUCAUCCCCUCGCCUCCUCCUCCUGCUCGCAGGCCCCAUCAGUUCGAGGAGGCUCAUGAGAACGAGGAGGAGAAACAGUUCCGGAGGGUCUUCAAGCAGCUGGCCGGAGACGACAUGGAGGUGAGCCCCAACGAGCUGAUGAACAUCCUCAACAAGGUCAUCUCCAAACACGGGGGUCUGAAGACGGACGGCUUCAGCAUCGAGUCCUGCAGGAGCAUGGUGGCCGUCAUGGACAGUGACAGCACAGGCAAGCUGGGCUUCCACGAGUUCAAGUACCUGUGGAACAACAUCAAGAGAUGGCAGGGCGUCUAUCUGAAGCACGACCGGGACAGGUCAGGGGUCAUCAGCAAGCGCGAGCUGGGCGGAGCCUUCCAGGAGGCGGGGUUUCCCCUGCAGGACGAGCUCUACAAGCUGAUCAUCCGCCGCUACUGCGACGAGCACGGAGACAUGGACUUCGACAACUACAUCGGCUGCCUGGUGCGGCUGGACGCCAUGUGCAGAGCCUUUAAGACUCUGGACAAGAACAACAGCAACAGCAUCGAGCUGGACAUCAAGGAGUGGCUCCAGCUGACCAUGUACUCCUGAGCGGCGGCAGCAGGACACAGGAGCGUUCUCUUUGUUCGUGUCAUUGAAAUGGUAAUGGGACCAAGACGGCAGCACGGAGCUGAGUGAGCGCUGACGGUGGACCGCAGCCACGGCUCCGCUCUGCCAGCCACAGAGCCUCUCUGGAAAUUCACCUUCCAAUAAAAUUCCUCAUCCGAC
Molecule: messenger RNA, 1019 nt
Organism: Salarias fasciatus (jewelled blenny)
Lineage: Eukaryota; Metazoa; Chordata; Actinopteri; Blenniiformes; Blenniidae
Gene: capns1b
Product: calpain, small subunit 1 b
Exons: 10
Coding region: 189-842 (217 amino acids)
Cellular component (GO): calpain complex
Molecular function (GO): calcium ion binding
Source: RefSeq, a predicted model, not a curated record